Paramacrobiotus metropolitanus is the source of this 776-nucleotide messenger RNA. RefSeq lists its product as uncharacterized. The transcript is spliced from 2 exons. The coding region runs from base 1 to 702 and encodes 233 amino acids. The record is from RefSeq and is a predicted model, not a curated record. NCBI's taxonomy places the organism in Eukaryota, Metazoa, Tardigrada, Eutardigrada, Parachela, Macrobiotidae.
AUGUUCGGUAAUUUACUGCUGUGUGCAAUCGGCUUGGUAUUGUUUUCAGCUGUCAACAGUGACGACAUCCCGUACAGCAUCCCGGCAGGUCAGCCAGCCGGCACCGUGCAGUACGUCCUCAUCGAAAAGCCCUGGCUGGCUGGUGUAAGCAACUUUGAGCAGUGGAUGGAUUCUCACCUCCUUACUUUUGGCUCUCCGAAGGAAAUGAAUGACGACACUCUCCAGCCGGGGGAGAAGAGGUGCCCCGUGGAUGGCGACCCUCACUGCCGAGAUUGCGUGGCAGGUUACAAGAGCAGCGACCUUGUGCAGUCGCAGUGCUGCUUUGCCCACCACUGGGCGUGGAAGAAUCAGCGCAGCAUUCGCGACGUUCUGCCGUACCGCUUCCAUCUGGCACCGGUGAAACAAACGGAACCCCCGAGUACCGUGAUAAAUACGCAAAGGCUGACGACAUAUGGCAAGCCGAUGUGUGCACGAUGGAGCCAGUUGCGACUAUCCCUGAUGGACCCUACAUCCCGUGCCGUCAGCGCAACGCUUGCCCGAAAGUUAGACGAGAUGGAACCAUAUAUUAACGUUUGUACGCUGCCACCCGAUAGCCGCACCUACUACGUAGGGAGGGACAACGAAACUGUUAUGGCUUGGCUCGGUAGGGUAAUUUUCAAUUCGGCAUUGAUCUGGCUACUUCUUUCAUCUGAUCCUAUUUAACCUUGACAUGCACUGUGCUGUGCUUAUAGCGCUACUAUACAGGAGAUUUGGCAACCACACUGCUACUGUAUGAU